UGUAUGUGUGUGUGUGUGUGUGUGUGUGUGUGUGUGUGCUUGUGCAUGUGUGUGUCUUUUUACUAUGCUCGCAGUUAAAUGUAUAUUUUCUUUUGUGUUCUUUGGUGCUGGUGGCCUCCAUGUCUGUAUCUAGGAUUUCCCAGGAUAGUAUCUGCAGUGUUGGUUUAGUGAGCAUGUAUUCUUUGGGAUUUCAUUGUUUUGGAAAACCUUUACUUCUUCAUCAGUUUCUAAGGCUCAUUUUUCAGGAUAUGAAAAUCUAGAUUGACUAUUGUUUCUUUGCCCAAAACACUCCUAGCUUAUUUAGGUUUUUUAUAUCUUCUUGGUUUAAUUUUGGUAGGUCAUACUUUGUUAGAAAUUUGUCAGUCUCUUAUAGAUGUUCCAACUUAUUGUCAUAUCAUUUUUCAAAAUAUUUCUUAAUGAUCCUUUAGAUUUCAGUAGUAUUUGUUGCAAUAACCCCAUUCACACUUCUAAUCUGAACACAUGCCCAGGAUGAUUGAGAUACCUGUCCCAAAUUCAGUACCACUCAGAAAAAAUAAAAAAGUGAGAAUAAAGAACUGCCAUGUACAAACACAUCAGCUAUGGAUAUAUGGUAAUAACUAGCUAAAACAAUUAUGACUGCAUCACCAACAACAGUAGAAAAGAAAGAAAUAAAAACUAUAUAAUGAACUAAAAAGUUAACAAUGAGUAUUCUAACUACACAAGUGUAAUUUUAAAAGUCUUUUUUAAAAGGUAAAUAUUUCUGUCAAGAAGUAGGUCAGUCAUGUUUCUAAAGAUAACUUCCUCAAACUACCCCAAUCAGGUCUUUUUAACCUGGCCUCUUUGGCCAUUGCUUUGUGGAGAAAACAUAGGCUGUGUGUUCUUUGCUGUUUUUUUUUUUCCUCCUUUUUAUUGCAUCCCUGGGAACAAUACCAAGUCAUUUGUGAGCAGAGCUGGUUAUAAAACACUUUGUUACUCCUCUUUGCAGUAGUGGUGGGAGCAGAAGCAAAAUUUCCUCCUGCAGUCUUUUACUCUAUUUAUUUUGCAUAUUCAUAUGCCUUUCACAGCCUGUAAACUUGCAUCUAGAAAUUUUGGGGGUCUCAGUAUCCUCACUGAACCAAAUGGGAUGAAAGCAGUAGAAUCCACAUACAUUGCAAUCUUUUCAGCUAUGAUAUUCCAAAUUUCCCUCCUGUUUGUCAGUUUCCCAAGUUGAAAUCUGUCAGUUUCCUCCACUGCCAAGACAAGUCUCAAGGCCAACAUAUGCUGGAUGAAUGUAUUGUUUUUGUUGCUGAUUCCCAGAGAGGAACAAUGUAGGAAAUGGUCAGCUCAAAGUAGGAGAUUCAGACAAGAACUCCCUACACCAUGGUUGUGUGGUGGGAAGCAGGAAGUAUGUCCUCAGCUCCUGUACAUUAUGCAAAUUCCUGAUCCACUGUCUGUGUAGAAUGCACUUCAACACAGUGAUAAGGUCUGUGCUAGCUAUGUUUUCAUGUUAGUCCCACUUUUUCCUGUCAUGUCCACACAUGCUUAUAGAUCCACAGAAGUCAUCCAGCCUUGGGGCUCCAUUGCUCACACUGUUCCACAACCCUCAGAUUGUUUUUCAAGUUUCUCCUGAUACCUGAGCUUCAGUACCUUCUCUGAGUCACACAGUUUUUUUUUUUUUUUUUUUUUUUUAUCGGUACCAAGGAUCAAACUCAUGACUGCCUGCUUACAAGGCAGAUACUUAUGCUGCUGAGCUAAAUCCCCAGCCCCAAGUCACACAUUUCAAAGAUUAAGGGCUCUCCAGGUGUUUGCAUCCUGUACCUGUAGAGAAGCUGCUGGUUAAUGAAUGCUUCAAGCCAACUAUCUUUGAACCCCCUUAAAAUGAAAUUAUUUAUUCCUUUUCUGUCACUGAGGAUUUAAGCCAAGGUCUUGUAUAUUUUAGGCAAGCUUUCUACUGCUUAACUGUGUAUUUUAUAUAUUUAUAACUGUAAGAGAAAAGAUAUCACUGUAUCAUUUGAACCUCUGAAGUAUAAAACUGUGUAUGUUCACUGCCAUGGAAGUUGAGAAUUUACUUUAGCUAAAACUCUAGUCAAAUGUAGUAUGUCCCCACACUGAUUUCUCCAGUUAUAUGUGUGACUCUGCUACCUGUGUGGCACCCAUUGGUCCAGAACCUGAGCUCAAAGUUCUCAUUAGAAGAAAUCUUAGCUUUCCUAGCAGUUUGCUUUGCUUUCCUUUCAGUUUUUAAAUGAAGAAUACCUUAAUCUUUGAUUUAAUUUGUAAAGCAGCCAAAUAAAGUUCACUACUUACAUUUUUCCAGUGACUCUGGCCCAAUCAUAUGAAGUGCUUAUCUAAAUGGAAAAAUUUGAUUAUUAUUCCAUAUUCCUUAUGUUAAUAUAAAUGAUAUGUAAAAUAGUUACUACUAAUUGAAGCUUUUUGCUUUCUUUUUCCAUUUUUUCCUUUUGAAAAGAUAAUUGGCACAAUCACAUUAUGGCUGAUUAUAAAUGGCAUUUUCCAUUUGCUAAGAAUAAUUUUACUGAAACACAGAAUAUGUAAAUUAGAUAUGGAUUUUGAAGUAUUUCAAUUGCUUUGUAAAAUUUGAAUUCAUGCUAAGUACAUGGUAUUGUUUUGUUAUGGGAUAGGGCAAGAUAAAUAGUGAAUGACUUAUGUUUUUCUUACAUAGGGAAUAUAUAUAUAUAUAUGCACAGUGGUAAAAAUGUAUCCUUUUUACUCUUUUAACUGUAGGGCUUAGUUGUACCAAGUAUAUUAGUAUUGUGUAAAAAUUGCCAUUGUCUCCAGAAAUGCUUUUUGUCUUUUGAAAUGAAUCUCCAUUCCCUUUAAAGCACAACCCUCCAUAUCUUUCCUCCAAAUAUCUGGCUAACACGAUUUUACUUUGUGUCUCAACUGAACUGCUCUAGGACUGUCAUGAUUUAUGCCUGUGGCCUCAAGGCCUCAUACAUUUACAUUGUGCAUUGGUGAUUGGUUCAUUGUCUACUGCUUGGAUUGAUGGUGUCAGUGCUAUACCCACAUAGGAGCGGAGCCAGGAUGUAACGUAAUGGCAGGAAGAAGGUGUGUCUUGCUGUCUUGCUAGUUCCAGCUUGUCAUUUGCAGUGGCCGUGAGCUGCGGUCCUGCCAUGUCACCCUGCAUUGGAGCACACUGAGUAUGGACUGAAAUCUCCAAAAACUGUGAUAAAUAAAGCUUCCCUUUCCCAACUUGGUGCAUCAGGAAUUUUUUCUCAGUGACAAGUAAAAAGUAACUAAGACAGAAUUUGGUACCAGCAGUGGGGUCAUUUGCUGUGACUAUACCUGAGCAUGUUUUUCAAGAGGCUUUGGAAAUGGUUAGAGAUAAGAAAGAUGACCCCAGGGCAUCCCAGGAAGCAGCAGGUCUCCAUACUUUGUAGCCUCAAAACUGCAAAAGUAAAAGAAUUUUCUUAGAGGAGAAAGUUGCAGAGCACCAUGCUCCAGUAUGGCGAUGGAGGCCACAUGAGGUUCCAGAAUGUCAACAACAUAGAGAAGCUUUUCUUCACAAUCAGAUUCACAAAGCCCAAGGAUCUAGGCAAUUGACCCCUUCAGCUAAGAGAGAGAAAAACCUGGCAACUGCUCCAGCUGGCAGCAAACUUUGGUGGCAUCCACAUGAUGCUGAUUUUAGGUGCAAAGAAAACACAUAAAUUCUGAGGGUAAGAUGGCUUCCACCUGUAUUGCAAAGGGUCUGGGAGGUCAACCAGUGUGCUCCUGAGAGGGCAAUUUUUAAAGAUGUAAGGUUAAGCCAAAGGUGCAGUGGAGACCUCAGAAUUUGGAAAAGCUAAAAAUGUGGAUCAUCCAAGGAAAGCUGCAAAAAGUGAGCAGAGCGGGUUUAAGAGAAAAACUGCAUGAGCUGAAAUCACUGGAAGUGCCAUGGGAGUGGAAUCACCCAAGCCUUUUGGAGCUUGCAAUCAGAUUGCUUGAAAUGUUGAGCAUGGAAAUCUAGGACUUAAUGUUUGACCUGCUGGAUGUUGGACUUGCUUUGUUUCCAAUGCUUUAUAUUCCCCAGUUUAUAAAUUGUGGAAUGGUAGUUUAUCUUGUGCCUUUGCAUUUCAGAAAUGGUUAACCAUGUUUCAUUUGUACAGGCUGUUACAGUUAGGAGUUUGCCAGAGAUCUUGGAGGAGACCUUGGACUUGGACUCUUCAGGAUUGCUGACACUGUUAGGACUUUGGAAACUCUUGGAGAUGGACUAAAUGUCUUUUGUAUAAAAGAUGUAGAUGAGUCCUUGGGGCCAAGGGUAGAAUGUCAUGGUUUAGAUCUGUGGUCCCCAGGCGUCAUGUGUUAGUAUUGUGUGUUUGUGAUUGGUUCAUUGUCUAGUGCUUGGAUUGAUGGUGUUAGUGCUACACCCACAUAGGGGUGGAGCCAGAAUGUAAUGUAAUGGCAAGAAGAAGGUGUGUCUCACUCUCUUGGCGUUUUCAGCUUGCCAUUUGCAGUGGCCAUGAGCUGUGGCACUGCCAUGCCACCUGCCUUGGAGCCAAUUGAGUAUGGACUGAAACCUCCAAAAACUGUAAAAAAAUAAAUCUUUCCUUUCCCAACUUGGUGCAUUAGGAAUUUUGUCUCAGCGACAAGUAAAAAGUGACUAAGGCAAGGACUUUCAUAUUUGUGAAGUCAUAAGUAUUUGGCUGUUGGUCACUAAUUUGUUUCCACUGUGUCAUUUCUUCAGGGUUCACCCUAGUUGUAAUAUAUGUCACUACUUCCUUAUUUUACAAGACUGAAUUACUGUCACUACAAUAGUGUAUACAUGCAUUUUAUUUCUCCACUCACUUAUUGAAGAAAAUUUUCGUUUCAUCUACUUUUUGGUUAUUGGAAACAUUGCAGCUCUAAGUGUACUGAAGUGAAAAAUAGGUAAGUAAAUGUAGAUCUGGAUUUUUAAGAAAUUUUGUUGCUUUGUUUAAAGUUAAAAAAUCCAAUAAGAAUUUGAAUUUAUGAUAAGCACAGGAUACAUGUUACUGUUUUAUUAUAGGAUAAGAUGAAUUGAAAACUGAAUAAAGCUAAUCUUUCUUAGACAUGUCAAUGUAUAUAUAGGAGUAAACUACACAUGGUGAAAAAUUUGCCUUUUUACCUUUUUAAGUAUACAGCUGAGUCAUAACAAGUACAUUGUCAUUGUGUAACUAUCUGACACCAAGCUGUUUUUCAUAUUCUGAAAGGUAAUCUCCAUACCCAUUAAAAAACAACUCAUAUCCAUUCCUCUAAUAGUUGGCUAACACUAUUUUACAUUAUGUCUCUGAAUCUACCUAUUCUAUGACUUUCAUAUACAUGGAGCUGCAAGUUUUGUUCUCCUAAUCACUGAUUUGUUUCCGUUAGCAUAAUGUUCUCAAAGCUCAUUCAAAUUGUGUGUUACAAUUUACUUCAUAAGGCUGAAUAAUCAUCCAUUCUAAAUAUCUCUAUACACAUAAAGAUAUACACAGAACAUCAUUUAUCCACUCAUUCAUGGAAGAAAAUUUACCUUCCAUCUAUUUUUUGACUGUUGUGAACAGUGAUACCUAGAGUAUGCAAGUACGCUUUCAGUGCUUUGCAGUAGAUACCCAGAAGUAAAAUUACUGGCUCACAUGAUAAUGGUGUGAAUGUUUUGAGGAAUUGCCCUAGGUCUCUUCCAUAGCACCUAUAUACAAUAUUUUGAACUCUUACCAGAAGUUCACAAGAGUUCUGGUUUCUCCAUACCAUCACUAAUGAUUGAUACUUUUUACUUGUUUCAAUAAUUGAUCUGCUGCAUCUUUGGAGCAAUAUCUGUUCAAUUCCACUGCUCCCUUUAAAAUUGAAUUAUAUGAGUUUGGUGUUACAUUUUUAUACUCAUGGGACAUUGAUCCUUAUUAAAUAUAUGAUUUGCAUAUAUUUUACCCUUCUCUGUAGAUUGUGUUUCCAAUCUGUUAACAGUGCUUUCUGUGCAUAAAUAUCUUUAAUUUUGAUGUAGUCAGUUUUAUCUGAUUUUUGUUUUGCUGUUAACCAAUUUGCUAGAUGUGUUUUAUUUAACAUUGAGCAAUAGCAUAAGUGAGUAGGAAUCAGUUUUUUUUAUUGUUAUAUGGGUAACACAUUAGUAUUGUGAUUCUGACCUCUUGUCAUUCAUAAUGUUCACAUGAAAAUCUAAAGCCUUUGAGACUUUAUUUAGCUUCCAUUUCUCUGUGCAUAAUCUAGCAAAGAUACUUUGCAUUUUUAUAGUUAAAUUGAAGUUCACAGCAUUUGUAUGACCUGUAUAUGCUCAGGAUGCCAGCAAAAUACUUAAAACAGAUUCUUCAACCACAGAAGUUAAUUUUCCUCAUUCCUGGAGCCAGGAAUCUGUGGUCAGAUUUUCAAUCCAGCAGAGUCAGGCUCCUGUUUGGGUCCCAACCUGGCUGGCAGAUGGCCACCUUCUCUUUGUUCCCACCUGUGGCAGAACAUCUUUCAUUGUUUCUUCUCAUUUUAAAGACAUAAACUCCAUCUGAAGACUGCACUAUGAAGAAUUUUUUCUACUUUAGUACAUCUCAAAGCAGUGAUGGUGAACCUUUUAGAGAACGAGAGCCUAAGCUGCAAACCAGAACCCACUUAUUUAUUGCAAAGUGCCAACACUGUAAUUGAGAUUUUACUUCAGAAAAACAACUCAUGACACCAUGAUGGACAGGGCUCUAUAUGCCUGCCGUGGCACAGCUGCCAUAGGUUCACCAGCACUGUCUCAAAGGAUGUAUUCUCCAAAUACAAUAGCAUUGAGGAUUCAUAUUCAGCACGUGAAUUUAGCAGAACACAGUUCGUACACAGAAGCCUAAGAUCAUGAAUUUCAAAAUGUGCUGUAAUAUGAGCUCACAUAGGACACACAUGGAAACAGAGAUGGGGAUAAGACUUCACAGAGUCAUGCUUCCCAUUCGCAUUUAACAAAAACAAUUCUACUUUUGUUAUUUUAUUUUAAAAAUCUGCUUAGUGUUAUACCAUCUGUUGAAAUAGGUAGAAGGCAGACUUACAAAUGUUGAACUCACUGCACUGGUGCUUUUGUCCCUGCAGAGCUACAGUGCUUUUCUUCCUGAUGGUCUGCUAGUGUUUCAGCAGUGUGUCAGCCAUGGAUAUGUUUAUGGUUGAGAAGAAGAUUUUUGUGCACAAGUAUAACAAUGGAUACUAUGAACUAUCAUUCUAUUUCCUGGGAAAACUGUUAGCUGAGUGGCUACCCAUGAGACUCCUGCCAAGUAUUAUUUACCUGUACUCUGUACUUUGUGACUGGUUCAAAACCAGCAGCUGAAACUUUCUUCAUCAUGCUGUUUACACUUGUGUUGACGUCUUGUCCAGUCAGUUCCAUUGCACUGGCCAUAGCAGCAGGUCAGAGGAUAGUCUCCAAAGCAACCCAUAUUCUGGACAUCUAUUUUCAAUUCAUGAUGGUGAGUAUAAAUAGAGCUACUCUGACAGAGAAUUUUCUUGCUCUUUCCUGAACAUUCACCUAUCCCAUGAAACCUUGUGGGGGAUGAGGUGUCACUUUGUAGGCCCAACCCCCUCUAACCUGCAAUUUACAAUAGCCCCCCUGGUAUGCGAGACCGAGGUAGAAUAGGAAUGCCUGUUCUUAGUGAGAUCUCUCACCCUCUGGAAUCCAUACUGUGAGCUGGCUUUGUUUUGCAGAAGUCUUGAGGAAGUGGCUGGCCACCCUUUGUGACACUAACAGCAGACAAAUUAACAACAUUCUUGAGCUAAUGAAUUUCUUCCUGGGCUAGAGAAGUUAGGAAAACUGGUUGUGGUUAUUUACUUCACUUAGAUAGUUUAGAAUAAACAUUGUAGUCUGUCACGUUGUAGCUUGCCACAAAGAAUGCCUUUUCACUACUUAAUUAUCUGGGCUCUGUGAACUGAUCCAGUUUACUAUAUAUGAAUCUUAAAAUAAAGAUUGUGCAUGCAGUGCAGUGUAAUGCGGUGCAGGCAGUAAAGGUGCCGUGUCUCUCCUGUCUUCCUUUCCGAGCACUGUACCCCCCGUGUCCCGAUCAGGCGUGUUUGCGUGUUUACCUUUCCCGGAGUUCAGAGUGCCCUAGACACUCAUGACAAGUGGCGCCCGAACAGGGACUCCGAAGGUUGCUUAGGAAGAAAAUGGAAUUCAGCAGUGGGUCCCUGGACGAUGGAUCAGGAUCCGCGCCUCCAGACCCUGUUCGCCAGUCCCGGAGACAACUCCCCCAGGAACCGGAACCGUGCCUUCAGAAGCGAGCGCGAAACCAGCUAGAGGCUGAGGAUGCUGAGCUUGUUCCUGUCGCAGCCAUGGCCAGAUUACAGCUAAGAAAUUCCCGCCGCUCACAGCGACCAAAUUUAAAUCCCCUCCCUACAUGGGGACAAAUAAAGAAAUUGACCAUAGAAGGGCAACGGCUUGUCCUUCAAGCAGGAAAGCCUUUAAACCCUGAAAACUUGUUUUUAGCUUUAUGUGCCUUGCUCACCGUUGCAUCGGGGACUGAGGUAUCCCCACAUUCUUACUGGGCAUAUAUUCCAAAUCCCCCUUUAUUAGAACCUGUAAAAUGUGGAACUAGUGAUAUUUUACUUUAUACCACACCUAGAGAAAUUUUGUCAGCACCGUGGGCUGAUUUAACCCCCCACAAUCAAGAUGAUGGGGCAUUAUUCAAUUUUACUUAUUAUGGUAAUCAAAGGCCUAUUUGCAUUGGAGAACCGCCUUGCAUCCCUCUGGGAUGGCAGUAUUGGAUUCAACAUGGAAUAAAAGCAGGCAACAAAAGGACAAGGCUUCAAGCCUUGGCUGCUCAAACCUUUAAUGAUACCUGGAGAAAUUUAACAGCACCUGAUACAGAUACAUUUCCUGUAUGCCCUGAUUUCACUUAUAAGAAUAUUUCUUAUUAUCCCAUAAUUUGGCAACAGUGUAUGGGAAAAUUUGCUAAAAAUAUUGAUGGGUAUAUUAUUUGGGGACCAUUUGGAAAAUUCGUUAAUGGAUGUGCUGAAUGGAAUGAGACAAGAUGUAAUCUCUCUGUUGUGUAUAGUCUUCCAGAUCCAAAGAAAAUAACUGACGGAGCUCCUAUCUUGCCUCAAAAGACGCCUCUUUUGUGGUGGGGAGAUGGUGGAAUCGCUAACCCUGCUGUUGCAGCCGAAGAAUACCCUCAUCACCUUCAAAAUCAUAUUUGGAAGAUUCCAGCCGCUAUGUAACCUGUAACCUUGUACAAUGUUUCCUAUUCAGGGACUAGUCGAUCUGUAUCUACUACUUAUAAUUUUACUAGGUUUAAAAUGUAUAAUAUUACUGUUUGUGCACCUCUGCUUUAUGUCUUUUUAGUGGGAACUUUUAAUUUUACACAUUUUUCUUGUACUUGUUUAAAUUGUCAAUUGUUCACCUGUUUAAAUAACACAUUAAAUUUCACUAAGCCUUAUACAGUUAUGCUGUUACAACAAAAAACUCAUAUUUGGUUGCCUGUAAAUUUAACUCAACCAUGGUCUCAAGACCCGGUAAUUUCUGUUACUACUGAAUUUUUUAAACAUCUGUUAAAACGUACAAAAAGAUUUAUUAGAAUAGUGGUUGCUGUACUGUUAAGUCUGAUAACUGUAGCCUCCCUAGCAGCAGUCUCAGGAAUAGCUUUACAAACCUCUUUGCAAAAAAAACAUGUUGUAGAAUUAUGGCAUGAAAAUUCUCAUGAACUUUGGUUAACUCAGUGGCAAAUAAAUGCCAAACUACUGCAGCAAAUAGACCUCCUUAAACAAACAGUUAAAUGGAUGGGUAGAAAAAUAUUGGCUCUUCAGCAUCAAGUGUUUUUAAAAUGUGAUUGGAAUUCAACUACUUUCUGUAUAACCCAACGACCUUAUAAUCAAACAGAACAUGAAUGGGAAGUGAUUAGAAUGUAUCUAAAUGGAAACACCUCUGCCCAGGAAGAAAUAGAAUCUUUGCAUAAUCAAAUUGACAAGGGUUUUGCAAAGCAAAAUGAUGAUGAAUCCCUGGCACAAUUCACGCAAUUGCUUGCUCAAUCUUUGAAAGGAUUAGAUUCCAAAGAAAUCUGGCAGAGCAUAACCCACACUUUAAAUGGCAUGGGGCUUAGUUUAAUUAUAGUUCUCAUUGCCAUAGUUCUUGUGUAUUUUUAUUGCAUAAGACGAAAUACUAUUAAUAACCUGAUCUUAUGGAAAUUGUUGUUAAAAAAUAAAAAGGAAGGAAGUGUGGGGGAUGAGGUGUCACUUUGUAGGCCCAACCCCCUCUAACCUGCAA
Cavia porcellus (domestic guinea pig) is the source of this 10093-nucleotide messenger RNA. RefSeq names its product endogenous retrovirus group K member 19 Env polyprotein-like. The transcript is spliced from 4 exons. The record is from RefSeq and is a predicted model, not a curated record. Lineage: Eukaryota; Metazoa; Chordata; Mammalia; Rodentia; Caviidae. Bases 8002 to 9051 code for a protein of 349 amino acids.